CUAGAACAUGGCCAUAUAGCCCGAAAAAACCCACAAGAUCUAAAGGAGUCUCCUGUGGUUUUGGACUUCCACUCCCAGAAGCCCCAGCGAGUUUGCCCAAUAGUCAGGAAUUCUGGGAGUUGAAGUCCACAGCGUUCUCUGUAUGGGCUUUUACAACCUGCCCCCGAAGGCGGAUGUGGGAAUUGCCUCUGGACUCAGAGAACGCCCCGCCCUGCCUUGCCCGUUCUCAGUUGAAGUUUCGCGAGACAAGGACAGCUAUCCGCGGAGUGGAGGGGUUCCCGGAAGUGAGUGUAGCCGAGGAAGCCACUUCUGCGAUGGGGCUGCAGGGCGUCAAGGCGGUUUUCUUUGACCUGGACAACACCUUGGUGGACACCGCCGGAGCCGGCAGGAGAGCCAUUGAGGAGGUGAUAAAUGUCUUACAGUCGAAGUACCACUGUGAUGAAAGAGAUGCCUGCAUGAUAUGCAAUAAGUUCCAAGCCAAGCUUCUCAAAGAAUACUAUGAUCCUUCUAAAAUGUGUAUCACUGACCUCAGGAUUCAACACUGGGAAGAGGCUAUACAAGAAGUCAAAGGAGGAACAGCCAACCGUAAUCUCGCUGCAGAUUGCUAUUUCCUUUGGAAAACCACUCGCCUGCAACAUUUGACCUUGGCAGAGGAGACACAAAGGAUGCUCCAUGACCUCAGAAAGGUGGUCCAGUUGCUUCUGCUGACAAAUGGGGACACACAAACACAAAGAGAAAAGAUCAAAGCUUGUGAUUGCCAACAAUAUUUCAAUGCCAUUGUUGUAGGUGGAGAACACCAAGAAGAGAAACCAGCACCCUCUAUAUUUCACCACUGCUGUGAACUUCUAGGAGUUCAGCCUGAGGACUGUGUGAUGGUUGGUGACUCUCUGGAUACAGACAUCCAAGGAGGCUUGAAUGCUGGUUUGAAAGCGACCGUCUGGGUAAAUAAAGCCAUAGCAGCCCCAAAACCCUCUUCUCCAGUCCCUCACUACAUUAUUCCUUCUGUACUUGAUUUCCCUGAACUUUUACGUAACAAAGAAGAUGCUAAAUCUGAAAGUAAUGAGGAGGCUGGUGUUUGUAAUGAGUGUGAAAUUCCCACAGAAAAACCAAGGACGUUCGCCUGCUAGAAUUGAUAAUAAAGGGGAUUUUUUUUUAUCA
This is a messenger RNA of Anolis sagrei ordinatus, 1158 nucleotides long. It is a transcript of the gene NANP, whose product is annotated as N-acetylneuraminic acid phosphatase. Gene Ontology annotation, molecular function: N-acylneuraminate-9-phosphatase activity. The record is from RefSeq and is a predicted model, not a curated record. Gene Ontology annotation, biological process: N-acetylneuraminate biosynthetic process; dephosphorylation. Lineage: Eukaryota; Metazoa; Chordata; Lepidosauria; Squamata; Anolidae.